Messenger RNA from Letharia lupina, 783 nucleotides. RefSeq lists its product as uncharacterized. NCBI's taxonomy places the organism in Eukaryota, Fungi, Ascomycota, Lecanoromycetes, Lecanorales, Parmeliaceae. The record is from RefSeq and is a predicted model, not a curated record. The transcript has 3 exons. The coding region runs from base 1 to 783 and encodes 260 amino acids. Gene Ontology annotation, cellular component: mitochondrion; mitochondrial intermembrane space.
AUGUCGAAUGACGCCCUCUCCGCGGCUCGCCUAUGUCAACUACCUCUGCGGAUCACCAGCUACGGGCAAGUCCUGCGAAGUCAGCGUGCCCAACAUUCCCUCAGUAGCUGGACAUUGUUCAAGGUGGCGGGGCUCUUCUGGGUCACAGUGAAGAGUGAAAAGCAGCGCGAAAAGCACACUGCUCCUAUUCAAGCGCAAAAGAGGAUGUCAGAGCCUCCAAGCCGACCGAAUCUCACACCGCAAUUCUGCUUCAAUCAGACAGCUCUUCAAGACUUCCUCCGACUAUCUAGGGGCAUGAUUGAUGAUUCCAUAAUACAGAACCUCAAUGCUUUGAUGACACCCUCGAGGAAACCAUGGGAUCCAGCUACUACGUCAGAACGGCAGAUACGGCCUGUUGAGAGACGGCCUACAGAUCCACAAGCAUGUCAAAGCUUCAAGAAUGAGGUGCUCUUCCGAAGUUGGCAGACGAGAUCUGAUGUUCUCAACUAUUGUGCAGGCGUCGCCUUGGAUCCAAGUGACCCUGAUCUAGCUCUAAAGCAGGUUGAGUCGGCAAAGGAGAGGGAACGGGUGGUAGAUGAGCGCCUUGACCCAUAUUCGGGGCGCUUCUUUCCGAGGGAAGCAAGGACGGAGCUACUGGCGAAUCUCAUCAGGAAUGAAAGGAGCGUAGAGGGCAUCAUAAGAUCACGAACGUGGAGUCUGGUGUCAGAAAGAUGCGGUGACCCCGGGACCGGGUGGGAGGAAGCGUUGAACAAGUGGAGACAUGACAGAGAAGCUGAUCGAUAG